AUGUCGGAGUUCGUCCACAAGCUGAAAAGCAAUCCCCGAAACAACGUCAUCGACGACAGUUUCUGGCAAAUCAAGUACCAGGACGACCACCGAGGCCUGGAACUCAUCCCCCUACUAACUACAACCAUUCCUGCAAACAAGUCUGGAGUGGUGGUGAAACUUAUCAAAGACCACGUCGACGAAGAUGCCCAUGAUCUUGGACAUCUGCGUAGAAUCGCCAAAGAGGCUGAUUUGAUCAAGGAAGGACAAGUUGAAGGAGAGACGGCAGACUCAACCGAAAAGAAACCCGCCAGCGAGGUAUUUCUGAGAGUGAUCAUCGCGUCUAAGGACACAGAGGUUGAUUUCGAGACUAUCAAGGCCGGAAUCACCGCCAUUCUCAGCUACGAGCCGCCCUUUCAUACUGACUAUGCAUCGAAGUACCUGCCCUUCACCAAACAGGAGUCUGUGGAGUGGUCGAGAAACGCCUGGCCAAUCAUGUGGAGAGGUAAUACAGCAGCUAUACAAACCAAGUUGUCGGAUUCUGAGCUCUCCGAGAUGAAACAGAAACUCAACGAGGUCAUUGCUCUGAGUAAAGCCAACUCUGGAACGAAAGAACUGCCUGUAGCCACUCUGAUAGUGGACCCCAAGACGGGAGAAGUGCUUAGCCGAAAGCUCGAUACUCGACACAAACAGGGUAACCCUCUGAACCACUGCACGAUGGAAGCCAUUGCCGAAAUCGCGUCCCAGGAGCUUGCUAGACGCCAGGAAAGAGGCACUAGCAAGCAGGAGAGAGAAAGAGAAGGAAAACAAGAAACAAUUGACGGAGAAGAAGAUGACAGACUUUAUCUGUGUCUGGAAAUGCAUGUGUACACCACCCAUGAGCCAUGUCCCAUGUGCGCCAUGGCUCUGAACCAUUCCAGAGUUGGACGACUGGUGUACGUUGAGUCUAGCCCUGGGUCUGGAGGAAUCGAACCCAACUCAGGAGGUAGCCACGGUAUCCACUGGAACCCGCAGCUGAACUGGAAGUAUGAGGUGUGGAAGUGGGUUGGAGACGAUUUGGGGGUUGAAAAGGUGGAUGAGAGUGUUAACGCGUAA
Yarrowia lipolytica CLIB122 is the source of this 1074-nucleotide messenger RNA. RefSeq lists its product as uncharacterized. The record is from RefSeq and is a predicted model, not a curated record. Gene Ontology annotation, cellular component: cytoplasm; nucleus. Gene Ontology annotation, molecular function: tRNA-specific adenosine-34 deaminase activity. Lineage: Eukaryota; Fungi; Ascomycota; Dipodascomycetes; Dipodascales.